AUGAGCAUGUGGAAUCCUCAGGCAGCGGUUCCCGGCCCCUUUGUUCGCCUGCUCCUCACCCCCCAUCCUCCCCUCUCUUUGCAGACCACAACUUCAUUCCAACCAUCACUCACAAUACCCACCGCAUCAAUGGAGAGCAGAUCCACAAUGAAGAGCUCUAUUGCAUCCCUCUCCAGGAUUCAAAUAUCCACCUUCUUUUCAGCAAGCGGCUGUCCAUCGCAGCAGCAAUGCGACGAAAAGGCCAGAAGUCUCUCAGGAGAGUAUCCCACGCCAACACCCCUCCAGGGUGGAAGCAGUUACACCGUCAUUGCUGGGGAAUACGUUGUUCAGUUUCGAGCCGCCAGAGCUGCCCUCGACUUGGAGUUCCUUGGAUUCAUCGAGAAAGCCUACGACGGCUUGAUUCCAUGGCACAGGGCCUUGGGCACAUUGGGGAAUCUCUACGUCUACACGAUGCAGAAUAUUCUUUGCCUCGGCGUGGAACAAGACCCCAGAGGCCUUGCCGCUACCAGAUCGCCAAUCUCUGUACUCCAAGUACGCGUCUCAGCUCGUGCAACUCUCGUAGGGACUACCGCAGCGCUUGGGCUAGUGUUGGAUGGGCUCCUACAACACCUCCCAUGUCUCAUGGGCGCCGGCUGGCCCCUCGUGCCCAACCACGACGGCCUCUUGGAGAACAACAUUUACGUGGACCCGAGCACGGGUAAGUUGGUGGGCAUCUGCGACUUGGCGGGGACGGAAAUCAGCCCGUUCGGUAUGUCCCUCGGCUGGGUCGAGAAUAUUCUCGGAAUCGCCAAACUGAACGGCCAUGCCUACCACGCCAACCAUCAGGAGCUGCGGGGCCUGUUCUACGAAGAGCUGUACCACGCCAUGGAAGACGUCUCUGUCAAGGAUAAGGAGCGUAUGGAAGACGCUAGACUGGUUGGCCUCUUCCUGGCCAAUGGGUGGCGGUGUGACACUUCUGGAACCCUGGUCCCUGCCGAGGAGGGGGAGCCUAACUUGUGCUACCUUGAUGCGGUUCUUCGGACCACAUGCGACAGGUAUUAA
Molecule: messenger RNA, 1041 nt
Organism: Aspergillus terreus NIH2624
Lineage: Eukaryota; Fungi; Ascomycota; Eurotiomycetes; Eurotiales; Aspergillaceae
Exons: 2
Coding region: 1-1041 (346 amino acids)
Source: RefSeq, a predicted model, not a curated record